AGCGAAUUACUGAGCAGACCAGGAGCCACGACGAAAUCAGCGGGGACGGAAGUGGUGGCUGUCGGCUAGCUUCUCACCUAGCCUCAACAAUAGCUUCUGAAUAUUCUUAUUUACUGUCUCUGUUGCUUCACGUAUGGUAGAAACGUUAAGGACAACACUACGGAAACACAUCUUACAAGAAAUCGCCACUUGACUGUGCGGCUCGGUGUGAAAUUAACGUAACGGUUGUCUUCGAAAUGACGUUAGCGCUAGCUUUUAGCUAAGAGCGUAUUCUUUGUACAGUACCGCAUUACUGGACGUGCGCCUGUGAAUGAAUGAACAGCAUUCACGUUUGACAGGUUGUGAGAAGCGUUGAUCAACAACUUGUUAAUCAUGACUACUGGGGCUGAUGUCAGGGAUAUUCUGGAGUUGACUGGAGGAGAAAAUGACGGGCCCAUCAGUAAGAAAGAUCUCAUCAACUCAGACAAGAAAAAAUCCAAGAAGUCAACAGAAACGCUGACCUUCAAGAGACCGGAGGGAAUGCACCGAGAAGUCUAUGCUCUGCUCUAUUCAGAUAAAAAAGAUGCCCCACCUUUGCUGCCCAGUGAUACUACUCAGGGCUACAGGACAGUCAAAGCCAAGCUCGGCUGUAAAAAGGUGCGUCCGUGGAAGUGGAUGCCCUUCACCAAUCCAGCUCGCAGGGAUGGGGCUAUAUUCCACCACUGGAGACGUGUGGCAGAGGAGGGCAAGGACUACCCUUUUGCACGAUUCAACAAGACAGUGCAGAUCCCAGUGUACUCGGAGCAGGAAUAUCAGGUGCAUCUCCACGACGAUGGCUGGACUAAAGCGGAGACAGACCACCUGUUUGACUUGUGCAAGCGCUUCGACCUACGCUUCGUAGUUGUCCACGACCGCUACGACCACCAGCAAUACAGGAAACGUUCUGUGGAGGACCUGAAAGAACGGUAUUAUAGUAUUUGCGGUAAGCUGACCAAGGUCCGCGCAGCUUCAGGGACAGAGCCCAAGAUCUACAUCUUUGAUGCUGGCCAUGAAAGGCGCCGCAAGGAGCAGCUGGAGAAGCUCUUCAAUCGCACACCUGAGCAAGUGGCAGAAGAGGAAUAUCUCAUUCAAGAGCUAAGGAAGAUUGAGACCAGGAAGAAAGAGCGAGAGAAGAAGGCCCAGGAUCUGCAGAAACUCAUUAAAGCAGCUGACACUACCACAGAGUUAAGACGAGCCGAAAAGAGGGUAUCCAAGAAGAAGCUCCCACAGAAAAGAGAAACAGAAAAACCGGCUGUUCCAGAGACAGCAGGCAUCAAGUUCCCCGACUUCAAAUCAGCGGGGGUCACACUGCGCAGUCAGAGGAUGAAACUGCCAAGCUCUGUUGGCCAGAAGAAGAUCAAGGCCAUUGAGCAGAUUCUGAUGGAGCAAGGAGUGGAUCUUAACCCCAUGCCCACAGAGGAGAUUGUUCAGAUGUUCAAUGAGCUGCGUAGCGACCUGGUGCUUCUGUAUGAGCUAAAGCAGGCACACAGCAAUUGUGAGUACGAACAACAGAUGUUGCGUCAUCGCUACGAGGCCCUGCUGAAGGCCGGCAGCGGAGGCGCGUGUGGUGGAAUCACGGCGGCCACACUAGCCGCCGCAACACAGAGUGGGGAACUCAAUGCCACCAACAGCACUACAGCAUCCACCCCAGGGGGUGAAGCUCAGUCCUGGCCGAGUGCAGACGACAUCAAGGUGGAAGCCAAGGAGCAGAUCAUUGAUGUUGUAGGAGCACCACUUACCCCCAACUCACGCAAACGGAGAGAGUCCGCGUCCAGCUCGUCUUCGGUCAAAAAGGUGAAGAAGCCUUGAUGAGGACGAGAGCACUGGUUGGUACACGGUGGAGGAAAAGGAGCCGUGUUCGUUGUUGUGGUCAUGGUGGUGACGCCCACAAGUGUAUGGCUGGACAAGAGGGACACAGAAGCUGGCCACCAUAUUUCUCUCCAUUUACGACGAAGCACCAGUGACUUCACACACACGCAUACGCACAUACACACACAACUUUUCACCUACCAGCGACACCUCUCCAGCCCCCUCCCACCUCUUCUCAGCAUCUUUGUGACAAAGGCAACAACUGAGUGACAUUUCAUUCCAUUACCGCUCGACUCCCUGCCUCCACCAUUGCUCUGCCUUAGAUGAGGCAAGAUCAACUGUAAAUUGCCAGGCUGAGCUAAUCGGGACAUGGGGAAGAAGGUGGGAAUGACUAGGUAAUUGAAAUGAAUUGGAAUGAAAGAAGAGACUCUGGGAGUGGGAGGACCUGGAGACGCAAUGCUCAUUUGACCCAUCUGAGGUUUUUUUUUUUUUUUUUUUUCCUCCCCUAGUCUAAUCAUGCCAUAGUGUUUACUGGAAAUGUGUUUUUGUGUUAGCCUUUAGUGCCCACUGCAGCUCUCUCUCCAACCGGAGUGCGUCUCGCUCCCUCUCAGAUGGAGCUUCCACCUGCUGCCCGUUCUUUAUUUGUGGUCUUUGUCCUCAGGUAACCUUGAAGAUGCUUUAGUCAAUGAUUCAAUAAACCUCAUUGUUUCUUUUUUUUUCCUU
Molecule: messenger RNA, 2550 nt
Organism: Acanthopagrus latus (yellowfin seabream)
Lineage: Eukaryota; Metazoa; Chordata; Actinopteri; Spariformes; Sparidae
Gene: dmap1
Product: DNA methyltransferase 1 associated protein 1
Exons: 10
Coding region: 373-1827 (484 amino acids)
Biological process (GO): chromatin remodeling; DNA repair; negative regulation of transcription by RNA polymerase II
Cellular component (GO): NuA4 histone acetyltransferase complex; nucleus; Swr1 complex
Molecular function (GO): transcription corepressor activity
Source: RefSeq, a predicted model, not a curated record